UUAUGGGAAUUAAUGCAUUGAGAAAAACCAUCUGUGAAUUCGACGUUGAAUGCGACGACGAACUCUCGUCUCCUUCGUUCGUCUUCCUUUACGUUCUAAGUGGUAUAAGUGGUCAAGGUUGCCAGAAAAUUCCGUCGAGCUGGUCGUUACGUUUGACGAUCCUCUCGUUUUUGUUUAUGGGAAUGUCACUAUUUUGUGGAUUUAGCAGUACAUUGACUUCGUAUUUAACAAUCGGGAUAACAUCUGUACCUCUUACUAGUUUAAAAGAUGUUGCCGAAAAACGUACUCAUUCUUUAUGUGUAAGAAACAAUAGCGGUGCUUACAUCCAUUUCACAGUGAAUGGAUUAAGAGGAGAGGAUUUAAUGCCGGAAUGGAAAGAUCUAGUGAAUAAAGAUUGUCCUGAUAUGAUGGACAUGUUUACUAUUGGCUCAAACCUUUGUACUCCUGGUUUUGUUUAUUUAGAAGGACCAGAUAUUUUCCUAUCAAUUUAUCAACAAGUACUAAACCAAUGUCACUACGUGCAAUUACCUCAACCAUAUUGGACCCUAAAAUUAGCUUUUCAACAUGCCAGAUCCUCAAAAUAUAAAAAGAUCAUUGAUCUAUACUUGAUGCGUCUCCGUUCAGUCGGUAUAUUAGAUUACCUUGAAAAAAAAUGGAUAAAGAAAAAACAGGACAACAUUUUAGGACAGCCUCAAUGGACUGACUUUCGAGCUGUCGAAUAUGAUCAUAUACAUAUCGUAUUUUCAAUGCUCUCAAUUGCUGCUUUAUUUAGCGUACUGAUAUGCGUUCUUGAAAAUAUUUUUUACAGAUGGCAAAUAUCGCCACAAAAAAAAACUUUGUGCGUUAUUAAUCGAAAAACUGCAAUCCCUUGAUAUUCCAUCUUUUAUCGACAUGGACAAACACCGCCAGUUUUUAUCACGAAAAAAGAAAUUUCUUUUUCACGCAAAACAAAUUGUAGAAAAUCUUCGUAUUAUCGACGGUUUUUCUACCUCGCGUUUUCUUCUAUAUCGAU
Molecule: messenger RNA, 1012 nt
Organism: Vespula vulgaris
Lineage: Eukaryota; Metazoa; Arthropoda; Insecta; Hymenoptera; Vespidae
Exons: 4
Coding region: 3-872 (289 amino acids)
Source: RefSeq, a predicted model, not a curated record